AUGUUAGCAACUGUUUCAUCACCCACUAUGAGUAAUCGAAACAAUAAUAAUUCAACAACUAAUAAUAAUUCCACGACAAGUCUUCUUACAAAGAACAAUCUUCUUGCUUUUCAUCAUUUACAACAACAGUUCGAUGCUGUAUCAACCAAUUCGAAUUUUCUCGGUGCUACAUACAAUUAUACAACGAUGCUUUAUUCAUUUUUGCCAUCGGAUAAUUAUUUAGCAUUGAAUCCUUUAGUACCAACAUUAUUAGCAGCUGCAGCUGCAUCGUCAAAUUCGAAUUCAAAUCCAACAACGAAUAAUAAUGGUACAACAACAUCAACAACGACGCCAACAAAUGUUAAUCAUUCUCAUCUAGUUCAUCCAUCGUCUUAUGUGACAUCAUCAUCCUCAACUGAUCCGUCAUCUAGUCAACAUCAUCCAUAUGCAUAUACAAAUAUGGCAACAACAACGAAUAAACUAUCCAAUACAGCAGUUACAAAUCUUGUUGUCGAUUCGACUUCACACUUGCCAGAAAUAAUUAAUGUACCAUCUUCUUCAUCAAUUAUCGAAACAACCAAUAGUAAUACACAACAAAUACCAACUAAUGAAUUGAUAAAUAAUGAUAAUGCUCAAUCAAAUUCUUCAUCAUCUCAAUCACCACAAUCAACAAGUACAAUAACACCAAAUGGAAGUUCAUCAACAACCGGUAGUACAACAUCUGGCGCGACACAAAAACGUUUACAUGUAUCAAAUAUUCCAUUUCGAUUUCGAGAUGAUGAUCUCAAAGCAAUGUUUGAACAAUUUGGAGAAAUUGUUGAUACAGAAAUUAUUUUCAAUGAACGAGGAUCAAAAGGUUUUGGUUUUGUAACAUUUGCUUCAAGUGAUAAUGCUGAUACAGCUCGUGAAAAACUACAUGGAGCUGUUGUGGAAGGACGUAAAAUUGAGUUUUCUUUUACAUUACUUGCGAAUCAAUGUUAA
Adineta steineri is the source of this 960-nucleotide messenger RNA. NCBI's taxonomy places the organism in Eukaryota, Metazoa, Rotifera, Eurotatoria, Adinetida, Adinetidae. The record is from the annotation of a GenBank genome assembly.